UACCUCCACACAUGCAUUGCACGAACAAAUUUCGGCAUUGCAGAUCAUCAGCCGACCGUUGGUGACGAGAACCAACCAACUUUCAUUGACAAGUUUGUCUGGCGAGCUGUGGCACGUGGAAGCUCUUCCUGCUGCAGUCAGCGCGCAGCUCGGGUCGCCGACUGUCGAAAGUUGUCUUUGGAUGAGUUGUCGUUCCACUCUAAAGUAAUUAAGACAGCUGAUUCCAACAGAAUGAUCCGUCUCCCUUUUGGCGAUGGUGUUCCUGCAGUCCAUCAACGCUCCUCAGUGCCCCGAAGCCGACGAUUUUUGGACAUCUUCACUUACCUACUUCUCGCCUGCUGUGUCCAGCUGCCCGAAUCGGAGUGA
Hydatigera taeniaeformis is the source of this 366-nucleotide messenger RNA. NCBI's taxonomy places the organism in Eukaryota, Metazoa, Platyhelminthes, Cestoda, Cyclophyllidea, Taeniidae. The record is from the annotation of a GenBank genome assembly.